This is a messenger RNA of Notolabrus celidotus (New Zealand spotty), 11605 nucleotides long. RefSeq names its product Ral GTPase activating protein catalytic subunit alpha 1 (gene ralgapa1). Gene Ontology annotation, biological process: regulation of small GTPase mediated signal transduction; positive regulation of GTPase activity. The transcript is spliced from 45 exons. The record is from RefSeq and is a predicted model, not a curated record. Gene Ontology annotation, cellular component: nucleus; cytoplasm. Lineage: Eukaryota; Metazoa; Chordata; Actinopteri; Labriformes; Labridae. Gene Ontology annotation, molecular function: GTPase activator activity. The coding region runs from base 522 to 8717 and encodes 2731 amino acids.
UCCUCUUGCGGCGGAAUUGUAGAUAGGCGUCAAACCCUCAAAUCUUACACACCAUUUACUUUGCAGCAAUGUGAUUGCCAAACAUAUGAAAUUGUACCCCUUAGACAUGAUAAAGUUCAAAAUAUGGUAGCAAUAUUUUGCUUGUUGAAUUGUUCUGGUAUCCAUUACUUUGUUUUCCCUCCUCCCUCCUCCGCCAUGAUGUUUUCUAAGUGAACAGCUAGCUAACCUCCCAGUUUAGCCUUCAGGCUGCGGGCUGUUGUGAAGGGAGGUGCGAUGGAUGGAUGCUUCACUCCGCUACGUUUUUCAGAUUUGUUCUGGUGUGAACAGAAUGCUCUUUCUCCCACAGCUUUCCCCUGAUAUUCUUGGUUUUUUUUCGGGGGGUUGCUGAUUCACAUCGCGGCGUUAGUGGAUGAUAAAGGAGGGAACGGUUUCUGAAGAUUAACCCGAGCUGAAGCUGUCUCAGUGGCUACACAGCUAGCUCCUCCUUGCUGUCUACCCACCGUGAGUCUCCUACUCCAGGAAUGUUCUCCAAAAAGCCUCAUGGGGACGUUAAAAAAUCAACACAGAAAGUGUUGGACCCAAAGAAGGACGUGUUGACGAGGUUGAAACACCUGAGAAUUGUCAUAGAAAAUGCUGAGCCUGCAGAGCUGAAACAGUUCUUUGAUCUGAACUACUCCCACAUCUAUUAUGUCUUCUUUGAGAACUUUGUCACCAUUGAGGUCAGCCUCAAACAGAAAGGUCACAAGUCUCAGAGGGAAGAGCUGGACUCAAUCCUCUUCAUCUUUGAGAAAAUCCUCCAGUUGCUGCCUGAGAGAAUCCAGAGCAGAUGGCAGUUCCACAGCAUCGGGCUGAUCCUGAAGAAGCUGUUGCACACCGGGAACUCUCUGAAGAUCCGUCGUGAGGGCGUGCGCUUGUUCUUGCUAUGGAUGCAAGCUCUACAAAGUCACGCAGAGCGGGAGCAGCUCUGCAUGUUUGCCUGUUUGAUUCCCGGCUUUCCAGCUCCACUCUGCCACGGGACCCCACGCACACUAGACACUCUGAUCAACCCGCCUCUGAGUUUAACAGAGACUCAGGUGACCCCAGAAGAGAUCACUCCAUUGGUUCCUCCUCAGUCAGGUGACAAGAACCAGGAAGACCUCACUGCUUACUUUUUAGAAGCGCUCCUUAAAUACAUGGUAAACCAGGCCAAAUCUCUCGAGUGGCGUUGUAAAGAGAACCAUGAGCGUGGCUUCAACUUCCUCUUCGGUCACUUUAGGAAGUUUUACCUUCCUCACAUCUUCCCCAACUUUGCGAUGGAAACCAGCCUGUACAGCCCUAUACUGGAUGUGCCUCCAAUGCGCCCCAAGCCGUACUAUAGUGUGGUGCGAAGGGAGCAAGAGGCUGGUGAACCACUGUACUGCACCAAGGAGAGCUUCCUCCAGGCCCGGGUCAUCUUCAUCCGCUGGCUGGUCUCCUUCUGGCUUGAGCCGCGACCCAACACACAAACACACAUCCCAGGAACAGAGGGAGAGAUCGUCCCAAAGAACAUACAGCGAGCAGCAGCUGGACUGGCGGCUCGCUCUGUUGGCAGCUCAGACGACAGCGGUGGAGGUGGAAUUCGGUCUGACAGCCACCUGGAAGGAAGUGGAGGCUCGUCUGGAUCAGGUGGGGGCAGCAUGGGGCUGAUUGGGUGUCCAGGGACUGGGGUUGAGCCUGAACAAAGCCACUCAAACACUUCCACAUUAACAGAGAGGGAGCCCAGCUCUUCCUCUCUCUGCUCCAUGGAUGAAGAGCAGCUGACAGACAUGGAGGUGGUGAGGAGAGUACUCACGUGCUCCAGAACCAACGUCAACUUUAUCACAGAGAUCUUCAGACAGGCAUUCCUCCUGCCCAUGUGUGAAGCUGCAGCUAUGCGUAAAGUAGUGCGUGUUUACCAAGAGUGGAUCUCCAUGGAGGACAAGCCAGUAUUUAUGAAAGAGCCAGAGGAGGGCCCCUACCCUAUAGCCUCAGGUGGCAGUCUGGAUUCAGGCUCUCAGCAUGGAGACAAGGAUGACGAGGGAAUGAACAAAGUGGUGGACAGUGAGUUGUUGGAGUACAGUGUUCAUGCUGGAGUUCAGACUACACUGCAGGUAUUCAUCACUCACUCCUCCAACGUUUUCCUUAUUGAACCAGCCAACGACAUCAAGAUCCUUUUAGAGGAGCACGUCGACAUGUGCAAGAGAGUCCUGAACAUCUACCGCAGCCUUGUCAUGCAUGAGACAAUGGACCAGAAGUCAUGGGAGCAGAUCUUACUGGUUCUGCUGAGGGUGACAGAGUCAGUGAUGAAGAGACCUCCAUCCAUCAUGCCGCACGGCAAGAAGAGCACCACACUGUCAGGCAGACUGGCUGGACCUAUCUUUCAGACCCUGAUAGUCGCCUGGAUUAAGGGGAACCUAAACGUCUACAUCAGCAGAGAACUGUGGGACGAUCUCCUCUGUGUUCUCUCCUCUCUCACCUGCUGGGAUGAACUGGUCACUGAGUGGUCUCUAACCAUGGAGACUCUCACCAAGGUGUUGGCCAGGAACCUGUACAGUGUGGAUCUAAACGAGCUGCCUCUGGACAAACUCAGUGAACAAAAGCAGAAGAAACAUAAAGGAAAAGGUAUAGGUGCAGAGGGCCAGCGGCAGAUUGUGGAUCGGUCCUUCUCUAAAGGCUGGAGCAGAGACCAACCCGGCCAAGCAGCAGCCAUGAGGCAGCGCAGCGCCACCACCGCCGGCUCACCAGGCAUCGAAAAGGCCAGGAGUAUUGUCCGCCAGAAGACUGUAGACCUGGAGGACCCGCCAAUCACACUGACUUCCCGCGCCUCCCGGAUGCGCCACUCAUCUCAAAGCGACGACGCCCCUCCUACCUCAUGUUCUGAGGUCUUCCAGGCAGUGGCUUGUGACCUGGAUCCCCCUGCCCCAUCCUCCCUCGCCAGGAGCAGCAGUGCCUCUGACAUCAUGGAGCCUUUCAUCGCUGAGCGGGUCAAAGGUGAAGACCCCGAGAGGGAUCCCAAUUCAGUCACAGAUCCCCCCCAGCACCACUCCGCAACUUCUUUCUCACCCACAGCCAACAGCCACGCAGUCCAACCACUCCCACACACCCCCACCUCACCCUCCCCCACCCCAUUUACCUCUUCCAAUGGUGUUAUUUCCUCGUCUGCAGAGGGACAAGAUGAUGGUAGUGUUUAUGAUCAGUUCUGGCAUCAGACCGGCUCUCGAAGCCGAGGUUCAAGUUCUGAUUGGGUAAGCGACUGGGAUUCUGCCUUCGCCUGCUCAUCUGAAAAGGAAGUUGAUGCAGAAGAAGGAGAAAUCGGGGCUGGGACAGAGGAGGAUGAUUUAUUCUCUUCUAUCAGGGAGUACCUCACUCAAAAAGGAGUUGAGAAGAAGGAGGAGACAGGAGAGGGAGACAGCCCAAGUGUAGUUGUAGAGAACAGUGUAGUAACUCCAUCAGUGCCUGUGCAAACAGGGAUAGCAAGAACACAAAUGGAGAACACAGGACAGGUAGGAGAGACAAAACAGGCGGUGAGAGAGGACAGACAGGUAAGUAAAUCUGUGAGACACAGCAGUGUCGAUUCAGCAGAGGACACCGAGGCAGAUCAGCGGAGUAUCUAUGAGUGCCUGGAGCUGCAGUGUGAGUGGCCAAAUGCAAAGGGAAGCGCCAGCCUAGAAAGAAACGCUGGGGAGAAAAAGGGAGGGGGAAAUACAACAAAGGCUGCAGGAUGGGAAGGGAAGAGUGAUGUGUGGAGAGAACUAGGAGUAGAAAAUCAGAACGAUAAAGAAAGGUCAAGUGUAAUUAAACAAGACCCAAACUCCUUAGAAUCAAGCACUGAAACAAGUAAAACUCAACAAACUUCAGACCCGAGUAAGGCCAAGGUGUCCCGAGGCUCCAAGAAGCAUCAUUUGGGGGGUGUUCAUGUCAGCUUUAGACCCUCGACUGAGUCAGUCCAGUUUCACAACCCCCUGGAAAGUAAAGAGGCUCACUGGAAAGCCAGACUUCGCCGCCUCAGUCACUUCCACACUCACAGCCACUCAGCUGGGGAAAGGCCUGGGACCGGAGCUGGGACAGGGUCAGGGGCGAAAGCAGGUACAGGGGUUACAGGUAAGUUUGUCUCAGUGGCUGGGAUUGGCCAUAGAGCAGGGGCUCAUGAGAAGCUAGUUUCUGGGACUGUUAUGGAUAGCAGCGGGGCAGGGAACACCACUCACACUGGAGGCCUGGAAAACAGGGCUGAGACUGAGGGGCACAGGGACAAGCAUCAUUCAGGGUCCAGUGUGGGAUCCAACUCAGGAUCUGAGAGUCACUCAGAGCUGUCCUCUGGCGUCACGUCAGGGGUGCGCGGGCGUUUGGGGCGUUCUGCCUUGCGAUCUCGAGCCUCUCGCUCGAGAUCCCAGGAGCCCGGCAGCACUUCCUCCAGACACCACCAGGGGGCUCUCCUUGGUGGCGUUUAUAAGAGUGUGGUUCACGCUCUGUCCUCAAAGCCCCGGCCCAGAGGUCAGGGAUCAUCCCAAGGCUCGUCUCCACAGAGGCAGGGCCGGGCAGCUAUGGGCGAUGCUUCACUAAGAGACCUCUACUCCCAUGUCCUGGGCUACUUUGGAAGAAAGACGACCCAGCCAGUCAACAAAGAAGAGGUGGUGCAAAAGGCCCGUCCAGUCUCGAGUGACGUCGGAAGCACCAAUCCAAACUUCUCAGACCUCAUGGAUGAGUUCAUUCAGGAGAGGCUGAGGGCCAAAGGGACAGCGGGCCGUCGUGGCAGCAGCCCGGGAAGUCUUGAGAUUCCCAGAGACCUGCCGGAGCUGUUGGAGGCAGGUCAGAGUCCCGGAUCACGGCCUUCGGAUGAUCACCGUCCUAUCGAUGAUCCAGGAGUUCCCUCUGAAUGGACGUCACCAGCAAGCGCUAGUGGUUCUGAUGUUGUUAGCUCUGACAGCCAAUCAGACUCCUUUAAUGCCUUUCAGUACUCCACCUGCAAGUUUGACAAUUUUACUUUCAAUUCAGAAGCAUGUGCAGGAAGCUCUGGGUCAGGAGGAGGAGGAGGACGAGGCAGCUCUCUGGACCAGGACAGCCUGGGAGGAGGCGUGGCCUGUGAAGAACAGGAAGUAGCAAGUUUGACAACACUUCACCUUGACUCAGAGACCAGCAGCCUCAGCCACACUGUGACUGUCACUGGUUCUGAGAGCGCCUCUCCCAUGCAUUCUCUCGGAGGCUCUCGAUCUCAGACGCCCUCCCCUGCCACACUCACAGCAGAGCACGCUGAUCGCGCACACUCCCACUCACACACACACCUACAGCUGGACCAGAAGCUCCACAACUCUGUCCUGCAAACUCCAGAUGAUUUAGAAACGAGUGAGUUCCCCAGUGAGGACUGCAGUGUGAUGGCAGGCGGCUCUUUAACUGGAUGGCACUCGGAUGUUGCCACGGUAAUGUGGCGGAGGAUGCUUGGUAUCCUGGGGGAUGUUAAUACCAUCAAAGACCCAGAGAUCCAUGCUCAGGUCUUUGACUAUCUGUGUGAACUGUGGCAAAACCUGGCCAAAAUAAGAGAUAAUUUGGGCAUUUCUCUGGACAACCAGUCAUCUCCUCCUCCUCCUGUUCUCAUCCCACCCCUGAGAAUUCUCACUCCAUGGCUCUUUAAGGCCACCAUGCUGACCGAACGUUACAAGCAGGGGAAGCUACACGCCUACAAACUGAUCUGCAGGAUCAUGAAGAGACGGCAAGAUGUUUCCCCAAACACAGACUUCCUCACACACUUCUACAACAUAAUGCACCACGGACUGAUGCACCAAGACCAGGACAUUGUGAACACCAUUAUAAAGCACUGCAGUCCCAGGUUCUUCAGUAUUGGUCUACCUGGAGCCACCAUGCUGAUCCUGGACUUUAUCAUUGCAGCUUCAAGAGUUACUGUCUGCUCAUCCCUCAAUGCUCCCAGAGUAGAGGCCCAGAUCCUGCUCGGUUCUCUGGUGUGUUUCCCAAACUUGUAUGGGGAGCUUCCAGCCCUUCAUCCCACCACAGCUGAUGUGGUGCUCACCAAGUUCCCUGAUGUGAAGGAACACAUUAUUAAAACCAUCCUGACAUCUGCAAGGGAUGAACCCUCUGCUCCUGCAAGGUGUGUGGCUUUGUGCAGUCUGGGUAUCUGGAUGUGCGAGGAGUUGGCUAACGGGACUCAUCAUCCACUGAUUAAAGAAGCCCUCAACGUCCUCUGUGUGACUUUGAAGUAUCCCAAUAAGAACGUAGCACUGGUGGCGUCAGACAUCCUUCACCUCCUGAUCAGUCACGUGGAUCACCUGCAGAAGUUCCCUCCUGAGACUCCAAAGAAGAUUGUAGAGAUUUUGAUUGCCACCAUCACAUUCUUGCUUCCUUCCACCGAGUCUUCUCCUCAUGAGCUUGAUAAGAGGCUGGUGGUGUCCCUCUUGUUGUGUCUGUUGGACUGGGUGAUGGCUCUUCCUCCAAAAACUCUCCUCCAACCUGUUCAGACACGAAGCCCCCCAGAGAAGGACCAGCCGACCAAGACUCUGCUCAGCUGCAUUUACAAGGUGUUGCACGGUUGUGUGUACGGAGCCCAGUCUUUCAACAGUCCCAAGUAUUACCCACUGCAGCUGUCAGACCUGUUGAGUCCAGACUACGACCCGUUCCUGCCGUUAGAGAGCCUCCGAGAACCAGAACCUCUGCACAGCCCGGACUCUGAACGCUCCAGCAAACUCCAGCCUGUCACUGAAGUUCGCAGUCGUAUUCAGCAGGGCUUGGUCUCCAUCGCAGCCAGAACAGUUAUCACACACUUGGUCAACCAUCUAGGACAUUACCCGAUGUCUGGAGGACCUGCUACUCUGUCAAGUCAGGUGUGUGAAAACCAGGACAACCCGUUCUGUGAGAGUGCAGAUCUCGGACCAGAGCUCUUCCAUUCACCAAACCUCCAGUUUCUGGUUUUAAAUGGCUCAACGCUGCUCUCAGUGUAUCAGAUCCGAUCAGAGUCUGGUGUUCCAGGAGGUGGAAUGACAGCUGGUUUGUCCUCCGCCCCCGCCUGUGUCCGUGUCAUUAUCCGAGAUGUAGCUGGAAAACACUCCUGGGACUCUGCGGUUCUCUACGGACCUCCGCCGUGUUCCCCAAGUAGCCCAACACACACAUUUCUACCACACACACAGUCGCCUCACUGUGGGAAUCUUCAUUUACACACUCCACCAGGAGUUCCGCCCAAAAAGAUGGAAGUUAAGAGAGAGGACAGCGAAGAAGAGAGGCAGGAGGAGGGAGAGACAGAGGAGGGAGGAGCUGCGAUUGAGAGUGAAAGACUAGAAGGAGAGGAGGAAGGACAGGAGAGGAAUGUCAGUGAGGAGGGAAGGGGAGAUCAAAGAGGAGGUGAAGAGGAAGAGGAGGUGCAGGGAGAGGAGAACAAUGAGCAGAGGAUGGAUGGGGAGGAGGAUGGAGGGGAGUCUGACUUUGAACAGCCUCUAGCUCCACCAUUGGCCAAACGGGUGUGUCGGGAGGCGGUGCCUGCAUGGGAUUCACUGACGGACGGAGAAGAUGCACUGGAUGAAAUGCUGCAGUACCUGGGGUACUCAAGUCCUGAGUGUCUACAGAGAGCAGGGAAUCCACUCAACAUCCCGGCAUCUCCUCCAGUGUGUGUGUCAGAGAAGCAGGAGAAUGACGUGAUCAAUGCCAUCCUGAAGCAAAGCGCGGCUGAACGAGAGUUUGUUCUUCAUAAAGGUGAGGAGUUGAACAUGAGGGCAGUGCAGCAGACUGAACCGGAGACUCAGACACCACAGUCAGCCUUUUACUACUGCAGACUGCUGAUCAACAUACUGGGACUGAACUCCUGGGAGAAGAGGAGUAACUUUCAUUUGUUGAGGAAGAAUGAGAAGCUUCUGAGAGAGCUGAAGAACCUGGACUCACGGCAGUGCCGUGAAACUCAUAAGAUCGCAGUAUUUUAUGUGGCUGAGGGGCAAGAGGACAAACACUCCAUACUGACCAACACAGCAGGCAGCCAGGAUUACGAAGACUUUGUCUCUGGACUAGGCUGGGAGGUGGACCUCACCACUCACUGUGGCUUCAUGGGAGGUCUCCAGAGGAAUCGCAGCACAGGCCAGACUACACCUUACUACGCCACCUCCACCACCGAGGUCAUCUAUCACGUCUCCACUCGCAUGCCCCACGACCAGGACCACAACCUCACCAAGAAGCUGAGGCACCUUGGUAAUGAUGAGGUCCACAUCGUUUGGUCUGAACAUUCCAGAGACUACCGUCGCGGGAUCAUUCCCACUGAGUUUGGAGACGUGCUAAUUGUCAUCUACCCAAUGAAGAACCACAUGUACUCCAUCCAUAUCCUCAAGAAACCCGAGGUUCCAUUCUUUGGUCCACUGUUUGACGGAGCCAUUGUGGACAUGAACAUCUUGCCUACCAUGGUCAGAGCCACCGCUAUCAAUGCCAGUCGAGCCCUUAAAUCCCUCAUCCCGCUCUACCAGAACUUCUACGAGGAGCGAGCCAGAUACUUGGAAACCAUCGUGCAGCACCACCAGGAGCCGACCACAUUUGAGGAUUAUGCCGCCCGUGUCUACAGUCCUGCUCCCUGCACACACCUUCCCUCCGACACAGGCUCCUGCCUCGAGAUUCUUCGGGGAGAAAGUCCGGCACUUGGGGAGGCCGGGAGCGACUCGGCGUCCCCCAUGUCUCCUCGGACUAGCAAGAGCCGCAUGUCCAUGAAGCUGCGGCGCUCCUCUGGAUCGGCCAAUAAGACUUAAGAUGCUUUAGACUCUGCAACCCAGUUCAAACUGCACUCCAAGUUUCUUAAUGUCUGCUCAGACAUCGGACACUUCGCCCUUAAAAAGUUUCUUCAGAGGAAAUUUGGGCUUCUUUGAACUACUGGAGUUCACAUUUCUGUAUUUUACAGACGGUUUAACUUUGCUCUGGCUCAUCCCAUCACCUCCAGCAUGCUGCUGUUGUGAACAAGCAUUACCCUCUCGUGUAUGCUUUUAAAUAGUAUCCCGUGGACUAUAUCAUACUGUAACUUUACUCUGCUCACAGCUGCUGAUUAUACCCCAAGCUUUGCUGUCUGUAAACACAGGAGACUGUUAUGUGCUGCUGCAGCAUGCUGAUGUUUGUCACAGCAGAAACAUUUGGUGCAGCCUAAGCAGUGCAGUAUUAGAUCACAAUAAUCAGUGCCAUGAUAGAAAUCGCUUAGAAUUAAAACUUCGACUGCAAAAAGCUAAAGUGUGCUGGAGAACAAAAGUACAAAGACUUUUCAGUCUGUUUUGUGGAGCUAUUGCUACGGAGAAUCUGUAUAUUUGUACUAUAGUCGCUGUGUGUGUACAGACAAACACGAGUUUUGAUAUAAAAAGAGUGAAUCCGAUUGUUGCAUGGAAGAAGCAAGAUACAGGUCUAUUUUUGUUGUGGAUAAAAACAAGAUCAGGGGUCGCUUUCUUUUCAGUCCUCACAGAUGUAAAUAGAAACUCUCAUUUGCUAACAAUUAAAAGUUGUUGUUGUUAAUGUGGCAACGCUGUCAAGCCAAAAAAUGCUCCCUUCCUGAAGUCACAGGACUGAAAUCUGAACAGUGAUGUGAGAAAUUGUCACAGCCACGAUGGAGGGAUUAUUCUGCUUUCUAAAAAAAAGAGUCUAACAAUCAAAGAGGAGGCACUUGUCGUGUAAAGAUUAGGUUUUUGUUGCACAUGCUGUAAAAUGUGGUCAAGCACUGAUGUUACUGAACUAAUCCUUCUUAUUUUCUAUAUAUAAACUAGCUCUGAAGAUUGUUUUGAGCUGAACAUUAACUUUGCUGUAUUUUUAGGUUCAGUGUCACUCCGUCAUCCACAGAGGAACCACAGCUUUUCUUUUUUUAUUUGGAUUAUACAUAUAUGUUUUCUGUUUAUCUAUAUAUGUAUGAGUAUAAAUAUAUAUAUAGUCGAUAUAUGAAUAUCUAUCAGAAUGUGUACAGUGUGAGAAGGUUUGUUGUGUAAAUACUGUUAUAUGAGACUAGCUGCCAAAGCCAAACCGUGGUUUAACCUCAGACAGCAUAUCUGCUUAAAAUAUGUCGACACUACAAGAUUUUCUCCUUCAUUUUUUAGUUGUUUUUUUUUUUUUCUUUUCACAAACAGUUUGCACUUUGUUCUUAUGGAGUUUAAAGGUUGUUGCUUUGUAGCUCAAAAACUCUUCCUUGAUUUUGUAUGUAUGACCUGAUACUUUGGGCGAUUCAUGGAAAAAAUAAGACUCAGUUUUCUGGGUUUGAACGAUUUGCAUGGUGAAAAAAAAAGAGUGGAAAAAUGCAAAAAAUGAAAAGACUGUAUAGAUUUGAGGCCAAAGAGGGAGGAAGGACAGGAAUAUCAUUGUAUCACUUACAGGUUUUGUGUGUCUUCUUUUUAUUUCAUUGCUUGUGUAUUUAGACUCAUCCCCGGGUUCGGAUCUGGAUUUUGGGGAUCUGCAUGUAUCCAGAGUGGAUGUAACACUACCAUAGAUGAUUUUAUGUGUUUAACAGUCAUUUCAGCUCUUUGUCGGUUCAACUCAAAUAAAACUGACAAGGAUUCAAAUUAGCUCACGUCAUAAAUACUUCAUGUUUUCUUUCUGAUGGUGGCUUGUUCUGCUUACCGGUCCACUAACACAUUUUCUGAUCGAAAGAAAACAAGAGAUCAUUGUCGGAAAAAAAGAUCAAGGUUAAAAUGUUUUAUUAAGCUUGGCUGUCCGCAGGUGUACUGAAGCUGUCUGUUACUGUUUAUUUUUGUGUAUGUCAGCCAGAGCUCUUUAAAGAGGAAAGGGAUUGUCAAACUAAUUAAAGUAACUCGACUACAUAUCGCCACGAGGUCACAGUCAGGCCAUGUCACUGUGUGUAGCUGUUGAAAAGUCAUGUCAAAUUUAAGUUCUCCCUUUAAUUGUUGCUGUUCUGUUAUUAUUAAAGAGGUUGAAGCACAAUUGAUAGUUUGAGGCAGGUGAUCAAGUAGCCUCACUGCACUCUCAGAGCGAUCUAUAUGCUGUUUAAAGACCACAGCAUACCUGCAAGUCACACACUGUCGCAGUUUGCUUUAGGUCUCUGUGCCAGUACCUACAUUUUGCAGCAAUGCUGUUUUUACACUCCCUUUGACUUCAUGGAUUAUAAUACCUGUGAUUCCACAUGAUGGCAUGAGUCGUGAUGCUGUUCAGUUAAAAGAGGUUGUUUUACAGAUUUCAAGCGCAGUUGCGUAGAUUACAUCGCAGCCCUAUCCGUGGCUGACUGUGUGACUUAAUUCAUGUUCAUAAAUGCCUUCUGACCCAUAUCUGAGAUCGUUGUUGUCUCCAGUAGCCACGUCAACCUCAGAGAAUUCCCUUCAUCAUGAAACAUAUUAUCUUCUGUGCCUGCAUCAAUGGAUACUCUGAUCGUGCGGCUGUGAUGGAUACGGGUUCAGCUGUUGUCCAGAUGUGACUUUGGAACACAGCUGAUGUUUGUAACUACUGACUGUACAUACUGCAUGACACCCGAUCAGUACUAUUUGCAUGUGUUUAUCAUGUAAUGGCUGUAUCACAACAUACACAUGCACUCACACACGCAUACUCCUCCAAAUGUGUUACUGUCACAGAUCUGUAGUGUGUAAAAACGUAGAGGCUCUCGAGAACAGAGCGUGGAUGUGCGAUGAUGGAAUUUGACAAUAAAUGAUUCCAACCACUGACA